GCCUCCUGCCUGGUAGGCAAGGGCUCUUCCUCCGCGCGGGGUUCCUGCGCUUCUUCCCACCUCCGUCCCUCCGAGUGCCCGGGCACAGCUCGGGGCAGGGGAAGAGGCGGCGGCGGCGGGCGCGGGAAUAGAAAGCGCCGUUGCGAGACGAGGCGGCGGCGGGGCUGGGGGAGCGCCCGUGGACCCCGCCCCCUCUCCUGGCCUGCGGAGGUCGGAGCCUCGGCGCAGACGGCCGCUGGGGAUGCGUGAGGGGAAGGAGGCUGGGCCGGGAUUCCCUCUGAGAUUCGUACAUUCAGGAAAUUGAUAAGUGUAUGAAAAGAUGAUUAGAUCAAGAUCAAGAUCAAGAUCACCAAGAUGGAAACAAAGGUCUCUGUCACCGGCUUUCAGGAUUCAGGAACACAACAGACAAAGGCAUAAUCAUGUUAGCUAUGACUGUGAAUACAAGGAUUACUGGAAAGAUCCAAAGAAGCCUAUGCCAUGGAGAAUGGAAGAUGGGAAACAUGGACAAAUCAACUCUAGAUACAUGCCUCAUGAAACUAACCACCACCGAGUUUAUGAGUGUAGGUCACAUUCACCGACUCUGAAAAGAAUUCCUUCAGACGAUAUACAUAGUCAUAAAUCUUAUAGAACACAUUCAUCAGAACGGAAUGAAGAUAUCAGAAGAUGCCAAUUUACUUCCAGAUACUCAGAAAUUUCUCACAAAGACCAUAAUCAGUCCUUUUAUCCUACCAAAGUACGAGAGAGGGAGAUGCAUGAAGAUGCUCGAGCUUCUGGAAGCACAAAAGGAAUGGCAGCUUUUCAUAGGCCAUUAGGGACUUCAUGUAAGAGUGAAAGGAAAUGGAAUGAAAAUGACAUAAGGCACCAGCAGUUACAAGAAGACAAGUAUACUCAAUCACCUCGAAGAUUUUCUGGCGAAUGCAUGCCAAGGAGUUCUUUACAGAAGAGGUAUCCUGAAGAUCGUGAGUACAGGGAAUAUGGGCAUCCAUCUAAAAAGGCUAAAGAAAUGGAGAGAUAUGAUGACAGAGAAAUAACAAGCAAUUCAAAAUGGAAGCAAGAUCAUUCUUCUUCAUCCAACCAAGAGAAGGGAGGACAAAGAAAUCUUGGUCUUCAGUCCAAUCGACUUGUUAAAAAGGAGUACAGUGAUGAUUGUAAAACAAAGCUAACGUAUGACUAUAGUCACAAACGUCAUAGAUACCCAGAGGGAGAGAAAUACCUUUCUGAUGACAGAGAAGAAAAGUAUGUCAAAUUGGAAGAUGCAAAAUAUAACUCUCCUAAAGGAGCUUGGAAUAGCAAAUUCUCAGAUUACUAUAACAAUGAAAGAGUGAGCCAUACAGAAGAACCUCAUACUGAAGCAUCUGUUAAAUAUAUUCCAGAGAAGGGGUGCAAUUCCUGCGCUAAAUCUUACAAAAGUGAUGCUGGUUUAAUUUCCUUUUAUCAAAAGGGGAAGGAAAGAAUAAAGAAGGAAGGGGAUCUUAGGGGGCAAACAGAUUUUUCUGGUAGUCAUCAGUAUGACUCCCAUCACAAAGCUUCAGACGUGAAAGUUUCCGAUGUCCACACUAGGAAGGAAAGGCUCACAGUCAAAGUGGAUAUGAAGAAAAUAAAUAAAUACAGGGCUGCUUCCAGCCAUAUCACGGAAAGGCAGAUGUCGUGUGAUCUAGUAGCUGUGGGUAGAAAAACUGAAAAUUUCCAUCCUGUAUUUGAACAUAUAAAAUCUGUGACUCAGAAGGUAGAACAUAACCCAUCAAAAGAAUUUGCUCAGGAAAUCAUCACAAUUAUCCAUCACAUUAAAGCAAACUAUUUUAAAUCUUCUGAAUUAACUUUACAUGAACGGUUCUCAAAAAUACAAGAUAAGCCAGUUACAGAAGAAGUGAAAAGACAUUCAGAUCCAGAAAUUCACAGGCGAAUUGAUAUGUCUUUGGCAGAACUUCAAAAUAAACGAGCUGUUCCAUGUGAAUCUGGGCAGAGUGUUGUGAGAGUUCUAGAAGAUCCAAAUGACCUAAGACAUGAUAUAGAAAGGAGAAGAAAAGAGAGACUACAGAGUGAAGAUGAAAAUACAUUUUAUGUUGAUGGGCUAUUACGAAGGAAUGAACAGAGUUGUAGCUUUCCAAAACCACGAAAUUUUCACUCCUAUGGAUUCCAAAAACCUACACGAUUCCUAAGGCCAUCUUGUAGAAAGUUUAUUGGAAGAAGUCACAUGAAUUAUUACUCUGCGAAAACACAAGAUGACUCUACCCAUGAUCAGUUUGAAUGUGAUUCUGAACAUCUUGAAACACCUAGGAGAUCCUUUAAGUUCAAUUUUAUGGACGGUCGAUCCUACUUCAAAUCAAAUUUGGUACAAAAGGGUUUAUAUAUACAGGCUAAAUAUCAGCGGCUACGUUAUGCUGGAACAAGAGGAUUUACCACUAACAAAUUUAAAGGAGUAUAUUUGAGGAAAGAAAAGGGCAUGGAAAUCUAAACUGCAAUCCUGAAGUAGCUAUCUGUGACAAUUAUGAUGAUUGCUGCAUCUAUUUGCUUUUGACAGCUCUGUCAUGAAUUAAAAUGGAAAAACAGAACUAAUACUUUUAUUGAUAAAGAUUUUAUUUUUCAGUAGUGGAAUGUUGCAGAAUUUUUCUACCAUUUUAGUAAUGGCUUUCAAAUACAGUAUUCAGCUGAACGUUGUAGGAUGGUUCCGUUUAGAUCCUCUUGCAGGCAAGUCUGAAGAAAAAACCUGAAUGGAUUCUUUAUUUAUUGAAUAUGUUUUUUCCCCUCUAAGCAUGGUUUUAUUACUAGGAUUUGAGCUGUUAUAUACAAAAGUUUAUAUGUUUAAAGUUUAUUGCUUCUGUAAUAAAAAACCGACAAAA
Molecule: messenger RNA, 2840 nt
Organism: Eublepharis macularius
Lineage: Eukaryota; Metazoa; Chordata; Lepidosauria; Squamata; Eublepharidae
Gene: BCLAF3
Product: BCLAF1 and THRAP3 family member 3
Exons: 12
Coding region: 320-2455 (711 amino acids)
Biological process (GO): positive regulation of transcription by RNA polymerase II
Cellular component (GO): mediator complex
Molecular function (GO): DNA binding; transcription coregulator activity
Source: RefSeq, a predicted model, not a curated record